AUGCCACGAGGGUGGCGAGAGACACACAAGCCUGAAACAGCAGACUCUUAUAGAGGACGGAGAAGACUUCCUUGGAGAAGGGACGACUCCAGCCUACCAUCUGAAAGUGCGAAAGUAAAUGAAACCAGGAAAACUAAAGAAUUUCCCAUGGGAGUUACUCCAGUAGUAAAAUUGAAUGAGGCUGUGGAGGCUUUUUCUUUGAACACAACAGAAUCUUUAACAAGCAAUAACUAUGAUACACAUUAUUCAACUGCUGAUAAUCCACAACUUGUAACCAAAGGGGCACAGGAAAUCAUGGGCAGUGGCUCAAAUCCAUCCUCACUUGAGGCAAGUGGCUUUUCAUGUGCAAGAAAUCAAGGAACAAGCCUCACUAAUGCUAGCAAGCCCUUGUCUCUGUUUCCAUUCCUUGGAAUGCCAAGUACAGUAGGUUCAAUGGCUUCCAUCACAUCACCUACAUCACCAUCAGUACCACAGUGGAUGCAGUUAUUAACAAAUCAGGAUGCUCAACCAAUAAUGCAAGACAUUAGUUCAGGUGUGCUGCAUUUUUGUUGACUGGUCAUAGGCACCCUGUGAUAACCUUUGUACUCUUCUUAAGGUGGCUAGACUGGAUUUUUUAGGGGGGGGGAUACCUCCCAAGUUUGAGCAUCAACUAUGUUAGCAUGAGUAAAGAUAUGGAAAAAAGGUUACCACAGUUGUAUUAUAUAAAGAUGAAAAUUUCUUAUGAUCUGGGUUUUAUUACAAUCAGAGUCACCAUGGAAAUGUAAUGACGCCAUUACGUUUUUUAUUUAUCCUCGUGUUUCUCUGUACUAGGACUUUUCUUAAGAAAUCACUUAAGGGAGUAUGUACCUGCCAUAACUGCCAUAAUUAUAGCAAAGUUUGAACAAUUUCUAUGAGAGCGUUAUGGAAAUAUUUUGAAGCAAAGUUUUAAGAAUCAUAAAAACAGUGAAAUAGCAUGCUAUCCACACAAUUAGCUAAUAUUUUAAGGAACUCUCGAUUACUUUCCAAGCAAAUAUCCAGAAUAUGCUAAUAAAUGGCUUGUGUCACGGAUAGCAGUGAGAGCCAAAAUGGUGAACGUCACUGCUCAUUGUGAAGGAUGCAAUACUUACUCAGGUUAUAUCAUCACAGAAACUCUUACAAAGAGUUGCUGUGAUGUUAUAAUAUAUCGCUAAUUUCUUUAGGUGGUUAUUAGCAUAUUCCGGAGAUUUUUUCCGCAAGUGACCGUGGGUCCUUUUAAUGCAAAUUCUAUUUCUUUGCUGGUUUUACACUUGCAUAUGAAACUUGAAAACAAUGCCAGUGAAUAUGAUUCUUAAAACUUUGUUUCAAAAUAUUUCCAUAACACUCUCACAGAAUUUGUUCAAACUUUGCCAUAAUUAUGGCAAUUAUGGCAGGUACAUACUCCCUUAAGUGAUUUCUUCAAAAAACUCCCAGUACAGAGAAAUGCAAAGAUAAAUAAAAAACAUAAUGGCAUCAUUACAUUGCCAUGGCAACUCUGAUUGCAAUAAAACCCAGAUCAUAAGAAAGUUUUAUCUUAUAAUACAGUUGUGGUAACCUUUUUCCCAUAUCUUUACUCAUGCCAACGUAGUUAAUGCUCAAACUUGGGAGGUAUCCCCCCCAAAAAAUCCAGUCAAGCCACCUUAAGUUCAUACAUUUUUUAAUCAAGUUGUUUAAAGUAAAUUACCUUAUACUCCUGCUUCUAACCCUCCCCCCCUUAGUUACAGGCCCAUUUACCUGUAAACAAAAAAAAACAUCCUGUUACAAGCCCUACUCCAUAUUGAACCACAUAGUAAACAACUUUUGAAGCUUAAAAAUGCAACUGCGGGUAAAUUUAAAAAGUAUCUUGAUUAGCACUGCUGUUUAGCUUCUUUAGGCUUGUACAAUCAACUUUUGCCUUGUGGAAACCUGCUAUAAUGGAUGACCCUGAUAAUACAGAUAGCAGCUUAAUCCCAGGCAAAAUUGAAUUACAGAUGUUUGACUGAAAUAUACUCCCGCUAUUACAGGCUCUCGCUAAUGAGGACACUAACUCAAGUCUCUGUAAGUGGAAGAUUAUGUUAUUACAGAAACACAAACAAGGGGUGACAGUUCUUCAGUUACAGUGUCACGAUGUAACGAAAGCAAUAGAACUCAAGUGACCAAAAGCCUAGUAGAUCUAUGUAAUAAACAAGAGAUUACGUCAACUCAAGUCAAAUGUAAGUGAACUAAUUCAACUCUCUGCACUGAUGUACCUUGUAAAAUUUCAUUGCAGAUGGUUCAAGUAUGCAGCAGAUGAAGGAUGAAUUAAAAAGGCUGAAGCUUGAGCAGAGUAACUGGCAGAAGGAACAAAGUGAUUGGUUUUCUCAACAGGAAUGCCUUAAGGAUGAACUUAGACAGGUUCAUCUUGCCAAGGAGGAAGCUGAACAGGAGAUUUGUAACUUGCAAAGACAGUUGAAAGCCAAGGAUGAACAUAUACAUGAACUGGAAACAACACUGUCCACUGCUCAACAAGCACUAGAGGAACACAGACAAAAAGAACCUUGUGACUGGAUGAUAUCCAGAGAUGAGAUACACUUGACUGAUAAAUGCUUAGGGGUGGGAGGGUGGGGAAAAGUUUUCCUUGGAAGAUUUAGAGGUUGUCAAGUUGCUGUGAAACAGAUCCAUGAGUUGAUUUUGUCUCCUCAUAACAGACGUUUGUUUGAGAGAGAAAUGAACAUUGCUGCACGGUGCCGGCAUCCCUGUUUACUGCAGUUCAUUGGUGCAACUAAUGAUGACGGGAGUCCUCUAUUUGUGACAGAGCUCAUGGAAAUAAGUUUACGGGGAUUACUGGAGCGGCGACAACUCUCUCAGGCAGAAAUAACAGCCAUUUCUUUAGAUGUAGCCUUAGCACUGAACUAUUUGCACAAAAGUAAACCACCAAUCAUUCACCGGGAUGUCAGCAGUGCUAAUGUGUUGCUAUGGCAACAAGGUGAUCUGUGGAGAGGCAAAGUGUCAGAUUAUGGCACUGCUAAUUUCAUGCAGCAGACCAUGACAGUGGCUCCUGGAGCUAUGAUUUACAGCGCGCCUGAAGCACUUACAUCAAACCAAACAGUCAAGGUUAGUCAACCAACUUUAGAUGCAGUGGUAAACCUUAAGUGAUGCCUUUGCUGUAGUCAUAGUUAGUAACUACUAACUUUGCUUUGAUUUUAUUUACAAAGAAAGCAUGAAUAGUAGGUAAAUUUUCCCGUAAAAAGGUGUCAUGUCAGAGGUUAAGUUUAGAUAUUGCUGCACUAAAACCUAAUGAGUAAAAACUUUGUGAAACCUUAUUCGUUGAAUUCAGUACUGAAUUGUUACAUGAAAUUUGAAAUGUAGGCUCUGUUACUCAUAUUAUACGAUUAUACCUCACCCUUUCCAUAUGAACUGCAAAAGAUUUCAGUGGCAUGCUGCAUUUUAAAAUACUAUAUUCUUGCUUUUUUUCCUUACAAAAAGUGUGAUAUGACUUUUACGGUAAUAAACAGCAAAAAUAACUUUUGAAGAACUAUUAAAACUGUGCAGUCACAACACAGGCAGACCACUCUCUGUUAGUGGGGGCCGUGGUUGAUUGAAAUCUGAGCAACGAUCUUUUGUUAUUUAUAGAAGAAAUACAUGUGAACAAUACGGUGGCUAUAAUUUGUUUAAAAAUGCAGAAUUUAAAGCACAUGUUUCAAUAAAAGUUUGAAGAAAAAUGUUAACUGAGUCAUGUGUCAUGUUUUUUUCGCCGUCCCGUGCUGUUUUAAGCGCUAUUGUGCGAGAUGAAUAUUUGACCUCGGCGGUUAGAACUAAAGAAGGAGACAAGGGAGGCAGCAAUCAGCCGCCGGUGUAUGACCCAGUCCAAUUUAAGCUGGAACUGACUGCUUUAAAUUCUGCAUUUUGAAACAAAUUAUAGCCACCGUGUUGUUCACAUGUAUUUCUUCUAUAAAUAACAAAAGAUCGUUGCUCAGAUUUCAAUCAACAACGGCCCCCGCUAACAGAGGGUGGUCUGCCUGUGGUCACAAUUGUCAAAAACCCCUCUUAACUUAGUCUGAAAUGUCAUACGUCUCCACCCCUAACCCAUGGAGGGCUCUCUCCCCCGCACCCCCCAUGGGUUAGGGGGUGGAGACAUGUGACAUUUCAGACUACUCUUAAGUGAAAUCUUUUUAUGUUGUUACUCAGCUCGUCAAAGUUUAGACUUACCAGGUGGUUGCUUUGGGUGUAUCUCGUUCAUGCCUCUUAAAGUAAGAGGUCGAAAGAGAAAAAGGUAGAGGAUAGGGUAAAAGAAAGAAUUCGUAGAGAACUGUCCCCUCCCCUGCUCCCCCAUUCUUUCUCAUUUGAACUGGGUUCAGCUUUUGCAGAGCUAGAUCCCUUGCUUUAGGAAACAUGACAGAAAAAAAACCGCCAGCUACACUGGUUAGAAAAGUUUGAAGUGAGUGGUGUUGUUGUAGAAGGUUUCCUAGAUAUUUAUAAUGUUGUUUUUGUUGAUAGAUCGACGUUUAUAGUUUUGGAGUUCUCCUGUGCGAGAUGUGCAUCCGGGAACUGCCAGAUCCAAACCAGCGCAAGGAACAAGUUGCCCUGGUAACAAAUCACGUAUUUCGAGGCCUCAUACGGAGCUGUGUGCAGUCAGACCCUGAGCAAAGACCAAAUAUGGAAGAUAUCAUUGAAGAAGCUUAUUCAGCGCCUAUUUAA
Porites lobata is the source of this 4650-nucleotide messenger RNA. NCBI's taxonomy places the organism in Eukaryota, Metazoa, Cnidaria, Anthozoa, Scleractinia, Poritidae. The record is from the annotation of a GenBank genome assembly.